Molecule: messenger RNA, 2413 nt
Organism: Rhodamnia argentea
Lineage: Eukaryota; Viridiplantae; Streptophyta; Magnoliopsida; Myrtales; Myrtaceae
Product: serine protease SPPA, chloroplastic
Cellular component (GO): membrane
Molecular function (GO): peptidase activity
Source: RefSeq, a predicted model, not a curated record
AGAGAGAGAGAGAGAGAGAGAGAGAGAGAGAUGUCAAAGCUUCUUCAGACGUCGCAAAUAACCUCCACGGUCCAAACCCACGGCAAGAGCUUCUCUGCAAUCCUCCACCUAUCCAAAACAGACGCUCCAUGUCUUCCUCUUCACAAUCACCUCCAUCUCUCCCCCCUUCUCUUCCCUCUCCAUACGAAAUCCGUCUCUCUCCUCCACACCACUCCUUCACUCUCAAGAACAAUCUUUCUUUCACCCAUUGUUUGAAUUUCAUUGCCCCGGCCACCCAUCACAAGAGCUUCUCCAUUAGAGCGUUCGAUGAUUCCGGGUCGGAGACCGAGACCCAGAAACAGGAACGAGAGCAAGAAACGAAAGAACAAGAAUCGCACGCCAAGAAAGGCGGGGACUACCCCAGUGGGGAGUUCGAGUUUGAGGAGUUUGGGGUGUGGAAGAAAUUCGGGGUCAAGCUCAAAAUGCUCGUUGCUUUCCCGUGGGAGCGUGUGAAAAAAGGCAGUGUCUUGACUAUGAAAUUGCGUGGCCAGAUAUCUGAUCAGCUAAAGAGCCGUUUCUCUUCAGGACUCUCCCUUCCUCAAAUAUGCGAGAAUUUUGUAAAAGCAGCUUACGAUCCUCGUAUCUCUGGUAUUUACCUCCAUAUUGACUCAUUGAACUGCGGAUGGGGUAAAGUCCAAGAAAUUCGUAGACACAUCCUGAAUUUCAAGAAAUCAGGAAAGUUCAUAGUGGGGUACGUUCCUACAUGUCAAGAAAAAGAGUAUUACCUUGCUUGUGCCUGUGAAGAGUUAUAUGCCCCUCCAAGUGCUUAUUUUUCUUUGUAUGGUCUGACUGUUCAAGCUUCCUUCUUUAGUGGUGUAUUGGAGAAAGUGGGAAUUGAACCGCAAGUUGAAAGGAUUGGUAAAUAUAAAAGUGCUGGGGAUCAACUCACUCGAAAAUCCAUGUCUGAAGAAAAUUGUGAGAUGUUGACGACCAUACUGGAUAAUGUAUACGGCAGUUGGAUAGAUGAAGUUUCCUCAACGAAAGGGAAGAAAAGAGAAGAUAUUGAGAAAUUCAUAAAUGAAGGAGUUUUUCAAGUAGAACGGCUAAAAAAGGAGGGCUUCAUAACUGACAUAUGCUAUGAUGAUGAGGUGAUAACAAUGCUGAAAGAAAAACUUGGAGUGCAGCCGGAUAAGAAUCUUCCGUUGGUUGACUAUAGGAGGUACUCAAGAGCUCGCAAGUGGACCCUUGGUUUAUCCGGUGGUAAGGACUUAAUAGCUGUAAUACGAGCCUCUGGUGCUAUAACUCGUGUGAAAAGUCCAACGAGCCUUCCUAGUUCUUCUGGUGUAAUAGCAGAGCAAAUCAUUGAAAAGAUUCAGGUUGUCAGAGAGUCAAAAAGAUUUAAAGCUGCUAUCAUCCGAAUUGACAGCCCUGGUGGUGAUGCUCUAGCCUCGGACUUAAUGUGGAGGGAGAUUAGGCUAUUGGCUGCAUCAAAGCCUGUUAUUGCAUCAAUGGUUGAUGUAGCAGCCAGUGGAGGGUAUUACAUGGCAAUGGGAACACCAACCAUUGUUGCAGAAAGUCUUACCUUAACUGGCUCUAUUGGAGUUGUUACAGGGAAGCUUAACCUGGGGAAUCUGUACGAGAAAAUAGGCUUCAAUAAGGAGAUCGUAUCAAGGGGAAAAUAUGCUGAGCUCCUUGCGGCUGAGCAGCGACCUUUUAGGCCAGAUGAGGCAGAGCUAUUUGCCAAGAUGGCAAAUAAUGCAUACAAAAUGUUUCGCGAUAAGGCGGCUUUCUCGCGAUCGAUGCCGGUUGAUAAGAUGGAGGAGGUUGCGCAAGGGAGAGUAUGGACAGGCAAUGAUGCUGCUUCACGAGGUCUGGUUGAUGCAAUCGGUGGAUUUUCUCGGGCUGUUGCGAUUGCGAAAGAGAGGGCCAAUAUACCCCAAACCAAUAAGGUCACCCUUGUCGAGCUGUCGAGGCCAUCUCCUUCGCUACCGGAAAUAUUGAGUGGGAUAGGAGGCUCUCUUGUUGGGGUCGACACCGCGUUGAAGGAAAUGCUUCGAGAAUUGACAUUUUCCGAAGGCGUUCAGGUCCGGAUGGACGGUAUAUUAUACGAGAGGCUAGAGGGCGCUUCGUUCGCAAAUCCUAUCUUGACCAUGAUAAGAGAUUAUCUGAGUUCUCUCUAGAGCGUAAGCUCUGACCAGCCUCGCGAUUCAACCGGAAGAGUACACAGCAUCAUCAUGGCUCGGUGCAGCGGGGGCAAGACGACACGACAUUCUACCAAAAAUUGCACGGCGCUGCUGCCCCGCCGGCUCGGCAGCGUGGAGCGGCCUCACGUGUUACCUUUCCUUUGCUUAUUCAUAACAACCAUCUCUGUCCUGUUCAAAGCAUAUAGGGACGGAAUAAGGUUGGGUGAUGAAUAUCACUAGAUUUGUGCUUA